Molecule: messenger RNA, 1487 nt
Organism: Fragaria vesca subsp. vesca
Lineage: Eukaryota; Viridiplantae; Streptophyta; Magnoliopsida; Rosales; Rosaceae
Product: SEC12-like protein 1-like
Exons: 10
Coding region: 141-1316 (391 amino acids)
Biological process (GO): protein secretion
Cellular component (GO): endoplasmic reticulum membrane
Molecular function (GO): guanyl-nucleotide exchange factor activity; GTPase activator activity; protein binding
Source: RefSeq, a predicted model, not a curated record
CAAAGAUCACGUUGGCUUUCCCGGUCGUUUCGUUAUAUACUGUUAUAUAAGUUAAACUCCAAACCCGAAAAAGGAAGCGUCGAAUUUUGUAUCAGCUUUUUUUGGUUUUCGAUUUUCAUUUUCUCUGCUUGAAAUUCUGAAUGGACGGCGGCGGGUCGGAGCAGCAGGGAACUGUCACCUGCGGGUCGUGGAUCCGGCGACCCGAGAAUGUAAACUGGGUUGUGUUCGGGACUAAACAAUCCACUUGUUCAGUUCUGACCGUUUUCUCGUACGACCCAAACACCACCUCUCUCUCUUCCUCUCCUCUGGCCACGUAUGUGUUUGAAGCGGUGGACGGUGAGCCUGUUUCGAUUGCGGUGCACCCGAGUGGAGACGACAUCGUUUGCUCCACCUCCAAUGGUGGCUGCAAAUUGUUUGAGUUACAUGGGCAAGACUCAAAUGUCAAGCUGUUGGCAAGAGAAUCAGCUCCUAUGCAAGGAAUUGGUCCACAGAAGUGUCUGGCUUUUAGUGUUGACGGAUCUAAGUUGGCUACCGGCGGUUUGGAUGGGCAUCUGAGAAUUUUGGAGUUCCCAAGCCUUUCUGUGAUUUUAGAUGAACCCAAAGCGCAUAAGUCUGUCCGCGAUAUGGAUUUCAGCUUAGACUCAGAGUUCUUAGCUUCAACAUCUACUGAUGGCUCAGCAAGAAUAUGGAAGACGGAAGAUGGUGUUCCUGUGACUACUUUGACUCGCAACUCAGAUGAAAAGAUUGAACUUUGUCGCUUUUCUAAGGAUGGGACAAAACCCUUUCUAUUUUGCACAGUUCAAAAAGGUGAUAAAGCUUUAACUUCAGUUUGGGACAUAAGUACAUGGAAGAAAAUUGGACAUAAAAGGCUACUUAAAAAGUCUGCUGUUGUUAUGUCUGUCAGCAAGGAUGGAAAAUAUCUUGCUCUGGGAAGCAAAGAUGGAGAUAUAUGUGUUGUUGAAGUUAAGAAAAUGGAGAUUUGCCACUGGAGUAAAAGGCUACACCUGGGAACUUGCAUUGCCACUCUAGACUUCUGUCCCACUGAAAGGGUUGUGCUGACCACCUCUAGUGAAUGGGGAGCUGUGGUGACUAAGUUAAAUGUUCCUGCAGAUUGGAAAGAGUGGCAGAUCUAUUUGUUGCUUUUAGGGCUGUUUUUGGCUUCCGCCGUUGCAUUUUAUAUCUUCUUUGAGAAGUCUGAUAAUUUUUGGAACUUCCCUCUUGGAAAAAAUCAACCAGCAAGACCUGAAUUUGGGGCAUUUAUAAAAGAUUCACAACCUUCAGACGAUAGGAACAUUUGGGGUCCUGUAGACAUGUGAGAAUUUUUAUACUCCUGUGUCUAAGGGCCAUACAAUGUAAUAUCAGCCACUGAACACAGACAGACUAACCUCUUGUGGAACACUGCUUGCUAUUUCUAGUAUUGAGAGAUGUAGGAUAACAUAUUUGUUUUGGUUAUGGUGUUUUUGUUAUUUGUAAACUUCUUCGUUCAA